Lymnaea stagnalis (great pond snail) is the source of this 2333-nucleotide messenger RNA. The record is from the annotation of a GenBank genome assembly. NCBI's taxonomy places the organism in Eukaryota, Metazoa, Mollusca, Gastropoda, Lymnaeidae.
GGAUUACUCAUGGCCGCUUCUACAAGUACAAGUAGUUAAGAAUUGUUAUAUAUUUUUCUUCGUUGUAAGUGAAUUUAUUUUCCUAAUUAUCAGAAAUUUGAUAUUUCGUGUCAACAAGACAUGAACAAAAAUAUAUAUUAUAUUUACCCUUUGUGCUUGAUAAUUAGUUUUUAUACUUAAAUCUACGAUGGUGUGUAACUUUAUUUUAGUUGUAUUCAUUAAUAAUUAAUCAUUAAUGAAUGUCAUUAUUAUUAUUCCAUCUGUUACUAAGUUGUAUUAAUUUGAUUAAAUUGUAAAAUAUUUACCUUUUAUACUUUAUUAUUUUGUUUUUUUAAGUCCAAGUGUAAGUUAAAAGUAGCCUACUGAUACUCCUGCUGGCUACACAUUGUUAUUGUUAGUGAUAGUGUUUAAUCAUUGUUUAUUGUUCAUUAUGGCAUGGUCAGUGUUAAUUAAGCCCAAUGCUAAUACUAAUACCCUAGCCCUAAUUUUAUUUUAUUUUUAAUUUUAGAUUUACUUUGAAGAGGUAACUUCACUGAAAAAAAUAAUUUAACAUAUUUAUUUAAACUAGGCCUAUCUUAUCUAUUUUUACUAAUUUAGUUAUGCCUGAUAACUCAACUUGGACUAAUUAAUCAAUCAAGCAAUAAUCUCAUACUAAUCAAAUCUAAUUCUAAUAACUUAAAAAUAGGCUAAUAAUAUAAUUUAAAUAAAAUAAUUUAAAGUAUGUGAGUGGGAACUAGAGUGAGGCCUAAUUUUUAAAAAAAAAUGUAUUUAAAAGGAAGGGGCAGAGGCGGCAGAGUCUAUCUAGUAACUGACUUUUAUUCACAGUCAGUUCAGCUAGUUGAGUUAGUAACUCUAACUUGAUAAUUGAGUCUAACAGACGAUGUCAUCGUCAAAGACAGUUUGAAAGUAGUUAAUUAAAUUAGAUAUUAGGUAUAUUAUAUAUUAAAUUAGUGAUAAAAAUAGCAAUAUAAUAAUGAUGCGAUGUGAUCAAAGUUGAGUGGUUAGUAACUUAGUAUAGUUUGAGCCAUACUGCUCAUUGCCAUAAAAGAUGCCAUCAGAUUAAAUUCAUCAUUAAGUCAAGAUGGGAAAUAUUAUCAAUCAGGGUGUACAAAAUUAUGGGACUCCAUAUGGUAAAGGCAAGGAUUUUUAUAAAUUGAAACACUUGUUGGGCCUAUGUAUUUUUUAUUGAUUGAUUUGUAUCUAAGUCUAAUGACAAUGUGGAGAUUAGUCAAUAUCAUAUAACUAUGACUAUGUCCCUUUUAAAGGAUUUACCUAUGCAGUGUAGCUACACAACAAAAUGUGGGCUAAUCCGUUUGGAACAACAUGGUCUAUGCAACAGGCAGAUUAUCAGAAUGUACCCCAUGAGCAAGGUAAUACGCCUGCAUAUGUUGUAGAUCAUAUAUAUAUAUAUGGAUGAUUUGUUAAUUGCACUAUUUUUUAUUGGAGCUAAUUGAAUUAAUAAAUUUAGAUUUUUUAAUCCAGAUUUAAUAAGCUAAAGGUAUACACUUAUAACUCUGCAACAAAUUCUAUGGAAAUGAUUAUUUUUUAUUUUAUUUUUUUAUCACAAGAAAGAUAAAUUUACACACAAAUUAAUUUUAAGAGGAAAAGGUGAUAAGCUGGGGCAUAACAUUUUGUAUUUUAAAUUCAGUAAUUGAUUUGUGUUUUAUUCAUCUGAACAAAACUAAUAUUAAGAUAUCUAUGUAUACCAAAUCAGUUGAUUGGGCUGCCUUAGCUAAACAAUGGAUAACACAGAGAGAGACAGUUGGUCCAGCUCCUCCUAUGAUGAUGAUGGGAGGACCUGACACAGUCAUGCCACCUGCUGAUGGACCAAUGGUAGCUCCUCCACCCCCACCACCUCCUCCACCACCUCCUGAAGAAGAUGAGCCAUCCCUUCCUCCUAAACCAAAGAAUGAUGAGGAUGAAAAUAGUAUGGACAUUGCUUCAGAUGGAGAAGACAACCAAUCUUCUGGUUAGCAUGAAAAUGGGUGGAACUUUUAAGCUUAGACUUUCUCAGUAAUUUUUAACGAACAGGCUAAUAACUGAUAAACUAUGUCUCUAUUUGUGAGAAUUAGAAUGCUUGAACUUCUAUUAACAUCACUUUAAUAUAUCCAAGGUAAUUUUUAUCAUGUUUUAUGACAAAUUUGUUUAUCAGUUAAGUCUGCAAAACAUUAAUUUAAUAAUUUAAAAAAGUAACGUUUAAUUUUUUUAAAACUUUUAUUUUUGUGUUUAGCAAACACUAAUGCAUCACACACAGCAGUCAUCCCCCAGGCAUUUCCUGGCCAAGCUGGUUGGAUACAACAGCAGCAGCAAUGGUGGCCCCCAGGUCCCACGAG